GGGCAGGAGAGGACCGUUUUAGACAGAAAAGGGACUAACGGAACAGAAACAGGGGAGGUAAAGGUUUAAAAAAAAAAAAGUCACAGUAUGGAUUCAGUGGCUAAUAUGAGAAGAGAAUAGAAGACUCUUUUGAUGACUAAGAAAGAUUCUUUUGGCCUAUCAAGAGUUUCAGGGCUUUAUUUGAUAGUCUGGGAACUUAUUUCAAACACUGUGAAGAUUUGACUCAGGAAGUGCUGGGAAGCAGUCCAGUGUGUUUAUCCUGACCCCUGUUCAACUUCUUCCUGCAGUUCACUCCAUGCUGGGAAUAGACAACUCUCCUCUGAGGCUGAGGCUAACCAGACUAUGCAGAACUUUCUUCUCUCCAACAUUCUGUGGAACUGGGUUGAAUGGAUCGCAGCAGUUACUAUUGCUGCUGGGACAGCUGCAAUUGGUUAUCUAGCUUACAAAAGAUUUUAUGUUAAAGAUCAUCGCAACAAAUCUAUGGUAAACCUUCAUAUCCAGAAAGACAACCCCAAGAUAGUACAUGCUUAUGACAUGGAGGAUUUGGGAGAUAAAGCUGUGUACUGCCGUUGUUGGAGGUCCAAAAAGUUCCCGUUCUGUGAUGGAUCUCACACAAAACACAAUGAAGAGACUGGAGACAACGUGGGACCUCUGAUCAUUAAGAGAAAGGAAACUUAGUCAGUUUUGAUACUGCAAACCAACUUGUCAUGAUGUUAUCUGAUUGUUUAAUUAGAAUGACUACAACUUCUGUCUAAUUCACCUCCCCUGGGUUCUAGAUGUGGUAUAUUGGAAACUGCAGCUUUCAUACUCACGGCAUUUGCCUUACUUGUUGAACCAUCGUGGUGCACAUUUGUUUAAACAAAAAAAAGAAAAAGUAAAAAACCAACUUCAUGGCCUAUGGGUUAUUUUGGUCUUGUAAGGAUCCGUUUAUGUUUAAAAUAAUUAUAUUAAGAUAUAGUUGUACAUUAAAGUUAACAUUAAAUUAUUCUCAAAAUCCUGU
Zalophus californianus (California sea lion) is the source of this 1000-nucleotide messenger RNA. RefSeq names its product CDGSH iron sulfur domain 1 (gene CISD1). Gene Ontology annotation, molecular function: 2 iron, 2 sulfur cluster binding. NCBI's taxonomy places the organism in Eukaryota, Metazoa, Chordata, Mammalia, Carnivora, Otariidae. Gene Ontology annotation, cellular component: mitochondrial outer membrane; intracellular membrane-bounded organelle. Bases 343 to 678 code for a protein of 111 amino acids. The transcript is spliced from 5 exons. Gene Ontology annotation, biological process: regulation of autophagy. The record is from RefSeq and is a predicted model, not a curated record.